AUUCUAAAUUACAAUGACUUGUGGCUGGUUAGAUGUUCUACAAAAAGAUUUCAAUGCUGAAUUUGAAUUCGGAGAAGCAUAGAGAGAGACUCCAAACAAGAAAAUAUAGAAUAUAUUCAAAUUUAUGUUCUAUUUGUUGAAUUUUAGCACAAAUUAUUAUUGUCUGUUCAUUUUUGUGAAAAUUAUAUUUGCAGUCUGCAGGAUUUGGAUACUUCUUAUUUAUUUCUGCACCUACCUGUAUGUUACUCUUAUCAUAGAUAUCUUUGUUUUCAAGAACUUGUUUUCAAAUUUCUGAAGGGCGUAUUUUUCCCCCAUGCUAGAGAUUAGAGAAAUAUAUGUUGGCGUAUUUGGGACUCAACUAACUUUAAUCCCGUAGGAACUGAUUCUUUUUCAAUGCAACAAAAAGAGGUUGGAAACCUUGCACAAGCCGUCAGGUCAGAAAUAACAAUAAAAACAAAAUGAAAUCAGUUUCCUCUCCUCCAUUUAGUACUAGUACUAGUCCGACUACUAGUACUCCAUUCCAACUGCUCACUCUACCUCCCACCUCAGCUGGUACGUAAGUGGGCAGAAUCAAAGUAUUGCCAAACUCUAAACUCAGCGUUGAAAGUGGUGUUGGUGGAUUGAUAAGCUGAUGUAUCUAAUGGCAUACAUGCCUUCCUGCGGCACCUUCCAUGCACCUUUAGUGUCUUCUUGCCUGAGGAGGAAAUUAACAGUGGUGGCCACGGCUUCCAAGGCCAAGGUUGGAACUCCCGAAAAGGCCUCCACUCAAGUCCGAUUCGCGCAACCAUUCCCACCUGAAAAGAAGGAAGUUUUCGAUUCAUUGGAGCGCUGGGCAGAGGACAACAUCCUGGUCUUGUUGAAGCCAGUAGAGAAAUCCUGGCAGCCGCAGGACUACCUGCCAGACCCUUCCUCGGAUGGAUUCCAUGAUGAAGUCAAGGAGUUGAGGGAACGGGCCAAGGAGAUCCCGGAUGACUACUUGGUCUGUCUGGUUGGAGACAUGGUCACUGAGGAAGCACUCCCUACUUACCAGACAAUGCUCAAUAUCCUCGAUGGCGGUGUCGGCGACGAUACCGGCACCAGUCCAGCCAGUUGGGCUGUCUGGACGAGGGCAUGGACGGCCGAGGAGAACAGGCACGGUGAUCUCAUGAACAAGUACAUGUACCUCACCGGGAGGGUUGAUAUGAGGCAGAUUGAGAAGACCAUACAGUAUCUCCUUGGUGCUGGAAUGGAUCCAAAAACCGAGGGCAACCCAUAUCAGGGUUACAUCUACACAUCUUUCCAAGAGAGGGCAACCUUCAUAUCCCACGGCAACACUGCAAGGCACGCCAGGAAGUACGGGGACCUGAAACUGGCUCAGAUAUGUGGCACCAUCGCGGCCGACGAGAAGCGCCAUGAGACGGCCUACACCAAGAUUGUGGAGAAGCUCUUCGAGGUCGACCCCGACUACACCGUGCUGGCAUUCGCGGCCAUGAUGAGGAAGAAGGUCACGAUGCCCGCCCACUUGAUGUACGACGGGCAGGACGACAACCUGUUUGAGCACUUCAGCGCGGUGGCUCAACGGCUGGGCGUCUACACCGCCAUAGACUACGCGGACAUCCUCGACUUUCUGGUGCAGAGGUGGAACGUCGCCAACCUCACUGGGCUGUCUGGGGAAGGGAGGCGGGCUCAGGAUUUCCUCUGCUCACUGGGACCAAGGUUCAGGAAGCUGGAGGAGCGAGCUCAGGGCAGGGCGAAGCAGUUACCGGUUGUUCCUUUCAGCUGGAUCCAUGGUCGGCAAGUGCAACUUUGAGUGACAUUGCAAAACAAUUAUAAGACGAUUUGUUCUUCUUAUUUUCAAAAUAUGAAGCAACUGUUGACUUGUACUACUAUAAACGUAUUUACUCUACAUGUGCCAAAGAAGCUUAAAAUAACAUAAUUAUAUCAUGAACACA
Messenger RNA from Triticum dicoccoides, 1931 nucleotides. Its product is annotated as stearoyl-[acyl-carrier-protein] 9-desaturase 5, chloroplastic-like. Bases 632 to 1789 code for a protein of 385 amino acids. Gene Ontology annotation, molecular function: stearoyl-[ACP] desaturase activity. Lineage: Eukaryota; Viridiplantae; Streptophyta; Magnoliopsida; Poales; Poaceae. The record is from RefSeq and is a predicted model, not a curated record. Gene Ontology annotation, biological process: fatty acid biosynthetic process. Gene Ontology annotation, cellular component: chloroplast stroma. The transcript is spliced from 3 exons.